AAAAAUAGUAGCAAUAUUCCUUUAGGAAAGAAAAAAUUUGGAUAGCGUAUUACACUUUUCUUUAAGAUAAAUUAUUGCAGCAAUAGAAUUUCAUAGUCUUGGCCUGCAUCGUAGCAAAUUGGCUUGGCCAUUGGGUUUAAGCGAAUAACUCAGAAAAUUGCAGAGAGAGAUGGAGGGGAUAGAGCACAGAACUGUGAAAGUGAAUGGCAUAAACAUGCACAUUGCAGAGAAAGGCCAAGGCCCUGUGAUUCUCUUCCUGCACGGUUUCCCGGAACUCUGGUACUCCUGGCGGCACCAGAUCGUAGCCCUGGCCUCUCUCGGCUACAGAGCCGUGGCUCCCGACCUCCGCGGCUACGGCGACACGGACGCGCCGGCUGAUCCCGCCAGCUACACGAGCCUCCACGUGGUGGGUGAUCUCGUUGCGCUCCUGGAUACCAUAGCCGCCGACCAGGACAAGGUGUUCGUGGUGGCUCACGACUGGGGUGCGGUCAUUGCUUGGUAUCUCUGCCUGUACAGGCCGGACAAGGUCAAGGCCUUGGUCAACCUGAGCGUGGCGUUUACCCCCAGGAACCCUAAAAGGAAGCCCCUUGACUCCUUGAGAGCUCUUUAUGGAGAUGAUUAUUACAUCUGCAGAUUUCAGGAGCCUGGAGAGAUAGAAGCAGAGUUUGCCCAGAUUGGUACUGCAAGAGUUCUGAAGGAAUUUCUAACAUACCGCAAUCCAGGUCCCCUGUAUUUGCCUAAAGGUAAAGGCUUUGGGCAUCCCCCAGAUGCACCAAUCCUCCUGCCUUCUUGGCUCUCAGAGGAUGACAUUAACUACUAUGCCAACAAAUAUGAGAAGAGGGGCUUCACUGGGGGUUUGAACUACUACCGAGAUUUGGACCUAAAUUGGGAGCUCACCGCCCCAUGGACUGGGACCCAAGUAAAAGUUCCGGUCAAGUUCAUUGUGGGUGACCUUGACCUGACCUAUAAUGGUCCCGGAGUCAAGGAAUACAUACACAAAGGAGGGUUGAAGAAAUAUGUGCCAUUUCUGCAGGAGGUUGUUGUAAUGGAAGGAGUUGCACACUUCAUCCAGUUGGAACGCCCUGAUGAGAUCAACAAACACAUUUAUGACUUCUUUCAGAAUUUCUGAUCAGACUCUGAUAUCUUUUCACCUCCCCUUGAAGUUCUCUUCUCCUCUCCUGCCUGGUUGUGGGUCUGUCGGUGCUUUUGCGUGUGAUUCUGUGUGCCAAUAAGUUACUGUUUACCUUUUUACCUGAAACUUUUACUAUGCAUAUCAAAGACAGUCACCAUCUUAAGAAAUUGAUGCACGCUUCUGUUUA
This is a messenger RNA of Corylus avellana, 1319 nucleotides long. RefSeq names its product epoxide hydrolase 1. Gene Ontology annotation, molecular function: catalytic activity. NCBI's taxonomy places the organism in Eukaryota, Viridiplantae, Streptophyta, Magnoliopsida, Fagales, Betulaceae. The record is from RefSeq and is a predicted model, not a curated record.